Hylaeus volcanicus is the source of this 1789-nucleotide messenger RNA. RefSeq names its product cytochrome P450 9e2-like. Lineage: Eukaryota; Metazoa; Arthropoda; Insecta; Hymenoptera; Colletidae. The record is from RefSeq and is a predicted model, not a curated record. The transcript has a single exon. The coding region runs from base 273 to 1784 and encodes 503 amino acids. Gene Ontology annotation, molecular function: monooxygenase activity; heme binding; iron ion binding.
CCAUGGUAUAACAGUCUUCUCGGCGGCUAGAGUGUUUUCUAUCGUUUGCACGAACAACAUAAUAGCAAGUUAAAAAAGACGCGCGGUUCGAUAACGAUCAAGUCUAAUUUAAUCCGAGUUUCGCAAUUUGAUACGAUAUCAUCCGUGUUAUCGUACUACUACACAUCCAUCGUGCGCACGGCUCGCUAUAAAUUUAUGCUGAUGUAGACAGUAACCGCAGACAGCAGUGGUUAGCGUAGACGUUAGAAUCUAUUCCGCAAAAAGUAGCAAAAAUGGUGUUCACCUGUUUCGCGUUUGUUGCUGGAGGAUUGACUGUGUUGGUUGUCUAUUUAAUAAACAAAUACAGUUAUUGGAAGAGGCAGGGAAUUCCGACAGCGAAAGGAGUGGUACCAUGGGUGGGCCACAUGUUACCUGUAUUAACUCUGAGGACAACUCUUUCGCAAUUGGUUCGCAAGAUGUACGAAGAGAAUAAAAAUCACAGCAUGAUUGGGUUUUACAAAAUAAGGUCCCCGGUACUAGUUGUCCGUGAACCACAGUUAAUAAAAACCAUCAUGCAGAGCAAUUUUUCGAGUUUUCACAAAAAUGCCAUGAUGACAAUUCACACUGAGUUGGAUCCUUUGCUAGCCAAGAAUCCCUUUUUCAUGAAUGGCGAGGGGUGGACAAUCACAAGAAGACGAUUCACUUACGCGUUCUCUGGCCUGCGAUUGAAAAUGCUUUUCGGAGCUGUGAGCGGAGUGUGCAAGAAAUUCGAGGAUUUCCUCCAGAGGCGGCUACAGGCAACCAACAAAUACGAAGUUGAACUGAAGUCUUUGUUUUCCAGAUUCACGGGCGAAGUUGUGGCGAACGCUGGUUUCGGCGUCGAGGGAUAUUGCAUGGACGAUGAAUCGCAAUCCAAGUCUUUCGAUCAGCUGGGGAAAGCUAUGCUCGAGCCAAAUUUGAAGAACGCGAUUGCGAAUACUAUUAUUUCAUUCGUACCUGAGCUCAGUAAAGUACUGAAGAUCGCUUUUGUGCCAAAGAAGGUUGACAGGUUCGUGAGGAACGUGAUUUCGGAAAAUCUGGAGAUGAGACGAAAGUCCUCGAUACCGAGAAACGACUUCCUCCAAGUGAUGAUCGAUCUUGAUAAAUCCGAAGGAAAGACGUUGGACGACGAGCAACUCACAGCUGACGCGUUAUCCUUCUACCUUGACGGCUACGAAACGUCUAGCAUCACCCUCAGUUUCGUCGGAUACCAAUUGGCCACUCAUCCAGACGUUCAAGAGAAGUUGAGGAAUGAAAUUACAUCCACGAUUGCCAAACACGGCGGUACCUUAACGUUUGAUGCUCUCAAGGAUAUGACGUACAUGGACCAAGUGAUCAGCGAGUCGCAGAGAUUGUUUCCGGCUGUGGGUGUUAUAUCGAAGCAAUGCACAGAAGAAUUCGAGCUUCAAGGAUCUGAUGGAUUGUGUUUCCGAGUGAAACCUGGAACAGUGAUCUCUAUUCCCAUUUAUGCGCUGCACACGGAUCCCGAAUACUGGCCAGAUCCUCAAGUUUUCGACCCGGAACGAUUCAGCAACGACAGAAAGCAAUCUAUACAAAAAAUGACGUUUCUUCCUUUCGGUGAAGGUCCAAGAAUAUGCCUCGGAAUGAGGAUCGCUAUACUGCAGAUGAAAGCUUGCAUAGCUACUCUGGUGAGAAGCUACAAGCUCGAGUUGUCCCCAAAAACGCAGCUUCCCUUACAAUUAUACCCAACUCACAUCCUGGCUGCUCCUGUUGGAGGCUUGUGGGUGAAUAUUUCCAAAAUUUGAUGUAA